Molecule: messenger RNA, 1779 nt
Organism: Bipolaris zeicola 26-R-13
Lineage: Eukaryota; Fungi; Ascomycota; Dothideomycetes; Pleosporales; Pleosporaceae
Exons: 3
Coding region: 1-1779 (592 amino acids)
Source: RefSeq, a predicted model, not a curated record
AUGGGUGAUGCAAGAAUGCCAAAUGGGGCCCACGUUAAUGGUCAUAGUCAUGAUUAUGAUUACCCGCCAUCACAUACUGACGGCCCUUACAAAAUCCUGAACCAAUACCAUUCAAAGCCUGCCAAGUUACGGGUAGCAUGCAUUGGUGCCGGCGCGUCAGGUCUUUGUUUGGCAUACAAGAUGGAGAAGAUGCUAGAGCCUGGAUCUUGGGAACUGACACUUUUUGACAAGAACCCACACUUUGGCGGAACCUGGUAUGAGAACACUUAUCCAGGCGUUGCUUGUGACAUACCCUCGCACGACUACAAUUUCACGUUCGACCCGAAACCCGACUGGUCAACAUUCUUCGCAUCAGGGAAGGAAAUCCAAGGUUACUUUGAGGACUUUGCAGAGAGGCACGGAAGCAAAAAGUACAUGCAACUCAACAGCAAGGUCGAGGAAGCAGCUUGGAACGAUGGAGAUGGAUGCUACAACCUGACCAUCAGAAAUCCAGCGACUGGCUCGAUGAGGAAAGACUGGGCGCAUGUUUUGGUCAAUGGAUCAGGUAUCCUGAACAACUGGAAAUGGCCGGAAAUUCAAGGACUUCAUGAUUUCAAAGGUCCACUACUCCACUCAGCGUGUUGGGAUCACAGUGUCGACUUCAACAAUAUCACUGCCGGUGUCAUCGGCAUUGGCUCGACGAGCGUCCAAAUUGUACCCUCACUACAAAAGAUUGUGAAACAGCUUGAAGUAUAUAUGCGAAGUCCAACAUGGAUAUCCCCACCCUUUGGUGCUGGUGCACUCACCGACAACCUUCAAAAGGGCCAAGACAUCGAUCCAGGCCAGCGUCAGUACACCUUCACCGAAUCUGAUAUCAAGAGGUUCAAAGAAGACCCAGAAUAUCACCUGGAAUUCAGGAAGAAGAUAGAAGCGGAGAUCAAUAGCUUGUUUGGUAUGUACCAGCAAAACUCCGAGCUGCAGAACCAGUUCAAGGACGUCAUUACCAAAGAGAUGCACCGACGAAUGGGUCCUGGCCACGACAAAUUGAAAGAGUUCAUCAUUCCCAAAUGGUCUGUAGGUUGCAGGCGGAUUUCGCCUGGAGACGGCUUCUUGGAAGCGCUCACGCAAGACAAUGUUACACCAGUUUUUGAUGGGAUCGAGCGCGUGGUUCCAGAAGGCAUAAAGACAGUCGAUGGCAAAGUCCACAAACUAGACGUAAUCGUAUGCGCUACUGGAUUCCAGGUCGCUUUCCAACCAGCCUUUACCGUGCGCAAUGGCUCAGGGGUUUCCAUCAAGGAAGACUGGACGGAUGGGCCUAAUCUUUACAUGGGUGUUUCAGCACCGCGAUUUCCCAACUACUACACCAUAGUGGGCCCUGGUGCAACAUGGAGUAAUGGGACACUACUACCGAGCAUCGAGACAACAAUCGAGUAUGGUGUCAAGUGCAUGAAGAAGAUGCAGUGCGAGGGCAUCAAAGCAAUGAGCGUGAAGCAAGAAGCGCUGGAUGAGAUUUACGCUCACUUUGACGAGUUCCACAAGACGACCGUGUGGCAAGAAGAAUGUCGUAGCUGGUUCAAGAAUGGGUCGACAAAAGGCCGAAUCUACCUGUGGCCAGGUGCUACGAUUCACUUUCUCAAAACGAUCAAGAACCCGCGCUGGGAAGACUACGACUACGUAUACAGAUACAAGAAUCGAUUUGCAUUUUUGGGCAACGGAGAUGUCAAGGCGACGGCAACACGGGACUUGCAUGGGCUCAGCCCCUACAUUAGGAACUGGGACCAUGAAUGGGAUGUGGAUUGA